Messenger RNA from Orycteropus afer afer, 942 nucleotides. The record is from RefSeq and is a predicted model, not a curated record. Lineage: Eukaryota; Metazoa; Chordata; Mammalia; Tubulidentata; Orycteropodidae.
AUGGCGAUCCGUAAGAAGAGCACCAAGAGCCCCCCGGUCCUGAGCCACGAAUUCAUCCUGCAGAAUCACGUGGACAUCGUCUCCUGUGUGGCGAUGGUCUUCCUGCUGGGGCUCAUGUUCGAGAUAACAAAAAUUAACAGGCGAAUGCACUUCUCCAAAACGAAACACAGCAAGUUUAAUGACUCUGGUCAGCUUAGUGCAUUCUACCUUUUCUCUUGUAUUUGGGGCACAUUCAUUCUAAUCUAUGAAAACUACAUCUCAGACCCAACUAUCUUGUGGAGGGCCUAUCCUCAUAACCUGAUGACAUUUCAAAUGAAGUUUUUCUACAUAUCACAGUUGGCUUACUGGUUUCAUGCUUUUCCAGAACUCUACUUCCAGAAAACCAAAAAAGAAGAUAUUCCUCGUCAGCUUGUCUACAUUGGUCUUUACCUCUUUCACAUUGCAGGAGCUUAUCUUCUGAACUUGAAUCAUCUAGGACUUGUUUUUUUGGUGCUGCAUUAUUUUGUUGAAUUUCUUUUCCACAUUUCCCGCCUGUUUUAUUUUAGUGAUGAAAAGUAUCAGAAAAGAUUUUCUCUCUGGGCAGUGCUGUUUGUUUUGGGAAGACUACUGACUUUAAUCCUUUCAGUACUCACUGUUGGCUUUGGCCUUGCGAGAGCAGAAAAUCAGAAGUUUGAUUUCAGCACUGGAAACUUUAAUGUAUUGGGUGUUAGAAUUGCUGUUCUGGUAUCUAUUUGUAUUACUCAAGCAUUCAUGAUGUGGAAGUUCAUUAAUUUCCAGCUCAGGAGAUGGAGGGAACAUUCUACUCAAGCACCAGCUGUGAAGAAGAAACCAGCAGUGACUAAAGGCAGGUCUUCUAGAAAAGGAACAGAAAAUGGUGUAAAUGGAACAGUAACUUCAAAUGGAGCUGACUCUCCCCGAAAAAGAAAAGACAAAUCCUCAUAA